AUGGAGCCUAGGGUGGUCAAGCCCCCGGGUCAAGAUCUCGCCGUGGAGCGCCUCAAAAGCCUCUACGGACUUGGGGGCAGCUGCUGCGAAGAGUAUGAGUUUUCAAAUUUUGAUCAGGCUAAAUGCAAAAGGAGAUCUUUACCCUACUCAGAUGAUUUGGAUAUCUACUCAUCUGGAGAUAAAGUCGGUUCAUCAUCAAGGUUGUAUUCUGAUGAAGGAAAACAUUUGCCAACACCUCGUUGUAGUUCUUUCAAGCACUUAAAUAUGAAUUGCCUAGAUGACGAACUGGAUUCUUUCCAUGAUUUGAAGCAACGGGAGACUGAAGAGUCAGUGGAGAGCGAACGAAGAGUUAGUGCCUCCAAAGUGUCCAGGAAGUCUUAUAAAGGAAUAGAGAAAGUUCCCCAAUCACCUGAUGUAACCUUAAAUUCAAGAGCCUGGAAUGAGUGCUAUAGUGAUACCAGCGCAUCUCCCCUGAAAGCUGUUAGGUGUCCGACAGUGAAAGGCCCCAACAAGCAGGGUUCACUCCCGCAUCAUGUCCUUCGGAUCUAUGAUGAGCUAUUUCACAUACAUCAGAAACUGCAGUGUGAGACUGCAGCACAGCAGGAAUUUGCUGAAGAACUUCAAAAGAGAGAGCGUUUUUUAGCUGAACGUGAACAACUGCUCUUCAGACAUGAAGUUGCCUUGAGUAAAAUGAAAGGUGUUGAAGAAGAGGUUCUUACAAGGUUUCAAAUUAUCAAAGAGCAACAUGAAGCAGAAGUUGAACACCUAUCUGAAGUUCUCAAGGAAAGGACUAAAGAAAGCAGGCGGUUGAGGUCAUCUUUUGACACACUGAAAGAAUUGAAUGAUAGCUUAAGAAAACAGUUAAAUGAAGUCAGUGAAGAAAACAGGAAGCUGGAAAUUCAGGCUAAAAGAGUUCAAGCCCGGUUAGAUAAUUUGCAGAGAAAAUACGAGUUUAUGACAAUACAGAGGUUGAAAGGAAAUUCCCAUUCGGCUCAUGAAGUGAGAAAUUUAAAACAAGAAAAAAUGCCUGUUUCAAAACCUUAUAAGGUACCACUUAAUGCACAAGUUUAUGAGCUUUUAACUAUGUUCAUGGACUGGAUUUCAGAUCACCACCUUAGUAAACUGAAAAAUGAAGAAAGUGGAAUGGAAGGCGAAAAGCCGCCAGUCAGGCAAGCUCUUCAGAGAACUGACAUUCAGGAGAAGUGUGUAAAGCUUCUGCCUGUGAUCGCUGAGCAGCUCCUGUGGAUGCCGUUUGUGAAUGUCAAACAUCACGAGCCGUUUGUGAAAUUCAUUUAUUGGUCACUGAGGCAGCUAGAUUCUGGAACGCAGCAUUCAACUCUGACAUCAACAUUGAGAAGACUGGGUGAAGACAUUUUCAAAGGAGUAGUACCUAAGGGGACUCACGGUACUUCCUUAGAGCAUUCUCUGGACACUAAACCAAAGACUGCUGCUUUCUUUAAGAGCUCCAAUUUACCCGUGAGAUUUUUAUCGACCUUAAUUGUUCUUAAAACAGUAACUCAAGCUGAUUACCUGGCGCAGGCAUUUGAUUCUCUUUGCUUGGACCUGAAGACAGAUGAAGGGAAAGCCUUGUUUUUGGAUUAUCAGGCUAUUCCCGUCGUGUUGGGUCACCUCAGAAUAUCCAGUAAAGGACUCCUCUCCAACGCCAUCGACACACUGCUUCAGAUGACAGUGGAAUCUAAGUCCUUGCAGCCCUUUCUGGAAGCCUGCAGCAACACGUUUUUCUUCCGUACCUGCUCUGUGCUCCUGCGGACCCCUAAACUUGAUCUUCAGAUACUCGAAAAGCUCAGUAUCAUUUUACAGAAACUUUCCAAAAUCAGGAGUAAUAAGAAGCUCUUUGAACUCUUUACAAUCCAUCUGAUGUUGCAAGAAAUGCAGAGGACAACACACCCAGAGCAUGCCUUUCUCUGCAUUAACCUGAACUCAACUCUGUUCAAUUUGGGUUUAACAAAAUCCAACCCCCUGGUCUCCACCGCUAGCCAUUAG
Molecule: messenger RNA, 2004 nt
Organism: Chrysochloris asiatica (Cape golden mole)
Lineage: Eukaryota; Metazoa; Chordata; Mammalia; Afrosoricida; Chrysochloridae
Gene: CCDC138
Product: coiled-coil domain containing 138
Exons: 15
Coding region: 1-2004 (667 amino acids)
Source: RefSeq, a predicted model, not a curated record